UUUAAAAAAAUGGACGGCCUUCUAUUGCUUCAACAAGUUCUGGUUGUUUCCUUUUGUGUUGUAUUCUUUUGGAAGCUCACAAAAUACAUGUGGAGCUUCUUGAAUGUUGAGAAGGAACCAGUUAUAAUAUUGGUUACUGGUGCAGCAGGGCAAAUAGGUUAUGCUAUUGUUUCGAUGAUCGCGAGGGGGGCCAUGCUAGGCCCUGAUCAGCCUGUGAUCCUGCACCUGCUUGAUAUUGAACCUGCUGCUGAAGCCUUGAAAGGGGUGAAAAUGGAGCUCAUCGACGCCGCCUUCCCUCUUCUUAAAGGUGUUGUUGCUACUACCGAUGUGGUAGAAGCAUGCCAAGAUGUCAAUAUUGCUGUCAUGAUUGGCGGGUUCCCACGAAAUGAAGGCAUGGAAAGAAAGGAUGUGAUGUCCAAAAAUGUAUCGAUUUACAAGGCACAAGCUUCAGCACUAGAAAAACAUGCUGCUCCAGAUUGCAAGGUUUUAGUGGUUGCCAAUCCAGCAAACACCAAUGCACUCAUCUUGAAAGAAUUUGCUCCUUCAAUCCCGGAGAAAAACAUCACAUGUCUCACAAGGCUAGAUCACAACCGAGCAUUAGGACAAAUCUCCGAGAGGCUAGAUGUUCAUGUUGGUAAUGUGAAGAAUGUUAUCAUCUGGGGCAACCAUUCUUCUACUCAGUAUCCCGAUGUCAAUCACGCAACCGUCGCGACUUGCGACGGGGAGAAAUCUGUCAGAGAACUUGUAGCUGAUGACCAUUGGUUGAAAACCGAGUUCAUCACCACUGUUCAGCAGAGAGGCGCAGCCAUUAUAAAGGCUCGGAAGCUGUCAAGUGCAUUAUCUGCCGCAAGUUCUGCUUGUGAUCAUAUACGUGAUUGGGUCCUUGGAACUCCUAAGGGAACAUGGGUUUCAAUGGGUGUACAUUCUGAUGGUUCUUAUGGGGUACCACCAGGCAUUGUUUACUCGUUUCCUGUUACAUGUGAGAAAGGAGAGUGGUCCAUUGUCCAAGGGUUGAAGAUUGAUGAAUUUUCAAGGGCAAAGUUGGAUGCAACUGCACAAGAGCUAAUUGAGGAGAAGUCAUUAGCCUAUUCAUGUCUCAAUUGAUGUGUGAAUUUGUGAUUUCCUUGGAGUGUAAUAAAGGGGCCUAAAUGAAUGCAUGGAUAAUAAGAAAAUAGGGUU
This is a messenger RNA of Morus notabilis, 1179 nucleotides long. RefSeq names its product malate dehydrogenase. The transcript has 7 exons. Lineage: Eukaryota; Viridiplantae; Streptophyta; Magnoliopsida; Rosales; Moraceae. Gene Ontology annotation, molecular function: L-malate dehydrogenase (NAD+) activity. Gene Ontology annotation, biological process: tricarboxylic acid cycle; malate metabolic process; oxaloacetate metabolic process. The record is from RefSeq and is a predicted model, not a curated record. Bases 10 to 1104 code for a protein of 364 amino acids.